AUUUUGGUAUUUAAUACCUUAAAAGCACCUCCUCUUCAAGGUCUCUUCCGACCAACACUUUGUCCCUUUUAAAUUCCCCUGUUUUUUCUCUUUUAAUUUCCUCCAUUGAUGCCCAAAACCAAAGCCAUUUCAAAAUCCAACACUUGCCCAUUUCACCAAAUUAGCAUUCAAUUUCUGGGUCAUCUUUCUUUUCUUCAAUUUGACACAAAAGUUUCGAGCUUUUUCUUAAUGGAGAUUGAACUUGUUGUCACGUGCGAUUGCUGUGGGCUGAAAGAAGAUUGCACUCAAUUCUAUAUCAGUGAAGUUAAGGCUAAAUUUGAAGGAAAAUGGCUUUGUGGUCUUUGUUCUGAAGCUGUUAGAGAUGAAGCUAAACGAAGCAAAAAGCCGUUGAUAGGUAAUUUGGAAGAAGCUGUUAAUGCCCACAUGUCGUUUUGUCGGAAAUUUAAAUCUAAUCCUGCUGUUCGUGUUGCUGAUGGAAUGAGGCUUAUGCUUAGGAGAAGAUCCAGCGACAUAUCGACUUCUUCUUCUUCCUCUUCUCCUUCUUCUUCGGUUAAGAAGUAUGGGAGAUCCGCUAGCUCGUCUCAGGUGGGUUUCGACAUGUCGUCUCUGUCGCUCUACUAAUUUCAUUUUUGGAACUUUUUAAUUAUUUAAUUAUGGCCCGUUUGGUAGUUAUUUGAGUUUUGGUUUUUAGUUUUUUGAAAAUUUUAGGAUAUAAAUUUUGAAAACUCAAAAAAUCGUUUUUAGAAUUUGAAUUUAAUUAGUCAUGCUAAGUUUGAUGAAAAUUAUAAUAGAAGGAUUUAAAUAAACCAAACUUAAAUUUCAAAACAAAAAAAACUAAAACUAAAAUCGUUAUCAAACGGGGCCUAACAAAUUAAAGAUUUGAUUCUUAUCUCUCUCCCUCUCUUUCUUAAUUAUUGAAAUAUUAUAUGUUCUUUUAGGAGUUUGCUUUUGCCUUUGGAAAGGCUUCCUUUGUACAUAAAUAAAAGUCUAUUUAACUAUAUAUGGGUUGUUUUCUAAUUUUGCUUCGAAAAUAAUAAAAAUGUUAAACGGGUAAAGCAUAUAUAUACUAAUUAUGUAUUUAUAAAAUCCUAAUAAUAGUUGAGGUUGGAGAUUCGUUACAAAACAUACUUCUCUAUUAAUUGAGUUAUGCUCGUCUUGGUAAGUAUAUAUUUCUUUAGUUUGUUUAUGUUAUGAGCUAAAAAAAUCAUUUUAGUCUUUAUACUUCAAUAAUUAUUAACUCUUUCAUUUAUAAAUGUUAGAUGUCAAAAUUAGCUCCCGGUAAAUUUAUAUAACAUAAAGUAUA
This is a messenger RNA of Benincasa hispida (wax gourd), 1303 nucleotides long. RefSeq lists its product as uncharacterized. Lineage: Eukaryota; Viridiplantae; Streptophyta; Magnoliopsida; Cucurbitales; Cucurbitaceae. The record is from RefSeq and is a predicted model, not a curated record.